Molecule: messenger RNA, 1686 nt
Organism: Xenopus tropicalis (tropical clawed frog)
Lineage: Eukaryota; Metazoa; Chordata; Amphibia; Anura; Pipidae
Gene: edc3
Product: enhancer of mRNA decapping 3
Biological process (GO): deadenylation-independent decapping of nuclear-transcribed mRNA
Cellular component (GO): P-body; cytoplasmic ribonucleoprotein granule
Molecular function (GO): mRNA binding; RNA binding
Source: RefSeq, marked provisional
CCGGGAUUUGCUCUCUCAUUUGUUACAUAUACUGUUGCUAUACAAUAUGGCUGCAGAUUGGCUGGGAAGUAUUGUAUCUAUAAACUGUGGAAAUACGUUGGGAGUUUAUCAAGGCUGUGUAUCUGCUGUGGAUCAAAUCAAUCAAACAAUAUCCCUUACUCAGCCGUUCCACAAUGGAGUUAAGUGCUUAGUGCCAGAGGUCACCUUCAGGGCUGGUGACAUAUCGGAAUUAAAGAUUCUUGAAAUUCCUUCGGAAAGUCUGAAGUUCACAAGUGAUCAGCUGAAUGACCACUCUACAGGUUUUGGAUACCUGCCAUCUCGUCAGCAGAAUGGUACCAGCAAGCAGAAGCCAACGGUAGCACAAAGCACUGCCCAGAACAUUCCUGGCCGAGAGGAGGGGAAGGCCACUGAGCCAUCUAGUAGUUCACCGCAACCCUGUUCUAAAAGUUAUAUAGACAGGCACAGUGAAGCAGCCAAUCAGCCCAAAAACUUCCGCAGAAGACACAAUUCCUGGUCAUCUAGUAGCCGCUAUCCAAACCAAGUUACACCAAAAAAAAGCGGCACUAAAAAUGGGCAGAUGAAGGCACGUGAUGAUGAAUGCUUUGGAGAUGACUUGGAAGAAAUUCCCGACACUGACUUUGACUUUGAGGGCAACCUUGCUCUGUUUGACAAAGCAGCUGUCUUUGAAGAGAUAGAUACGCAUGAAAGGAGGGGGGGGGGAGGAGGAGCAAGGUCGCGGGGGACCCCAAAUGAGAGGCCUCCAACUUACAGGCAUGAUGAGAACAUCCUGGAAUCAGAGCCAAUCGUAUACAGGAAGAUUGUGGUUCCUCAGUCUGGAGGAAAGGAAUAUUGCACAGAUUCGGGACUUGUGGUACCCAGUAUAUCCUAUGUCUUGCACAAGAAGCUACUGUGUGUGGCUGAGAAACAUGGCCUCUCAGUGGAGAGGAGACUGGAAAUAUCUGGAGUCUGUGCUAGCCAAAUGGCACUUACACUGCUUGGAGGGCCCAACAGACUGAACCCUAAGAAUGUUCAUCAGCGCCCUACUGUGGCCCUACUCUGUGGCCCCCAUGUGAAAGGAGCCCAGGGAAUCAGCUGUGGUCGGCACUUAGCCAACCAUGAUGUUGACAUUAUCCUUUUCCUGCCAAAUUUUGUGAAAAUGCUGGAACCAGUUACCAACGAGCUGAAUCUAUUCUGCCAGACUCAGGGCAAGCAAGUAUCUAGCGUUAAAGAUCUGCCAGAAUGUCCUGUAGACUUGGUCAUUAACUGCUUGGAUUGCAAUGAAAACUCCUUCUUGCGUGACCAACCCUGGUACCGUGCAGCUGUAGACUGGGCUAACCAGAACCGGGCUCCUGUGCUGAAUAUUGACCCUCCUGUGGGUGACCAUGUGCAGGGCAUUCAUGCCAAGUGGUCGCUAGAGCUGGGCUUACCACUUGCUCUAGGGGAACAGGCCGGGAGGAUAUACUUAUGUGACAUUGGCAUCCCACAGAAAGUUUUUAGGGAGGCGGGCAUUAGCUACCACUCCCCUUUUGGCUGCAAGUUCGUUAUCCCAUUGCAUUCCAUGUAGGUAUAGAAUGGACAGCCAUCCUGUGCCAGCUUCAUAUUGAAAGUACUUUUCUGAUGCCUUAACAGUAUGGGUGCAGCCGUCUUAUGAUUUGGUCAAUAAAACAGUGAUAUGGUGAUAAGUCA